This is a messenger RNA of Candidula unifasciata, 3693 nucleotides long. Lineage: Eukaryota; Metazoa; Mollusca; Gastropoda; Stylommatophora; Geomitridae. The record is from the annotation of a GenBank genome assembly.
AUGAAAAAUGUGUUAGUUCAGAGUGAACAUGAUGCAGGUAGCCUACAUCAAACAGGUAGCCUGCAUCAAACAGGUAGCCUGCAUCAAACAGGUAGCCUGCAUCAAACAGGUGGCCUGCAUCAAACAGGUAGCCUGCAUCAAACAGGUAGCCUGCAUAAAAUGUCUGGACGGCCAUGUACGGCUUCAGCAAAAGGUGCAGCCUGUGGGAAUUGUGAAGCUUGUUUACUAGUACAGAAAUUAAUACGUUUUAAAGAAUGGUUUUUCCAUUUUGGAGAUACCUCAAAGAAACAGUUCAUGCUAGGGUUGUUUAGACAAAUCAAAAGUACAGCUACUCUACAAAAUAUAGUUGCGUUACUAAAUCCCAUUUUAACUAAAGAUUGCAUUUAUGCCAGAGCUAGGACAAACCCCAGUUUAGAUACAGAUACUGCCACACUUGGUUCAGAUCAUGCUGUUAAUGCAAACAUGAUUGGGCAGUUUAUCAUGGCUAUGUGGAGGUGGUUUUCAUGUGCAAAUUCCUGGACUCAGUUAAACUUCACACUCAGCUGUCUGCAAAUGUGUGAGGCUCACUUACUGCACACUUUGUAUAAUCAAGCACAUACACUGUUGGCUUCACAGCUCCGAUCUGCACAAACACUCUCAGGAGAAAACAAAGAUGAAGCUCCAUCUGCUGAAUCAAGUGAGUGUUUACAAGAACCAGGAAAAUAUCCUGAUCUGGAUUUUCAAUUCAUAUUUCAGUCAGAAUCUAGUCCAGUAGUAAAUAACCACUUUACUACAGAUUUUCUUUCUGAAGAAAGCAAGAAUACAGUACUGUCAGACUCAUUCAGUGAUUCUUCAAGUGGUAGUUUGGUUCCUCUUUUGCUGGAGAUGUCUUCGUCAGCAGGGACUGCUGCAAGUUUUUCAGAGCAUAAAGAUUUUAUCCGCUACCUCCCAGUGCACUUGUCAAAGAUGAUCCUGGGCAUGUUGGACACAGUAUCGCUCUACAAUGCAUUAUGUGUGAGUCCCCACUGGUGCCGGUUAGCAGAGGAAGUGAGACUGGAGGCUGUUGUCAACCAGCAAAUUCAGGAAGAAGUUAUGUUGAUGCAGGGUUCUGCAGCACAUGGGGCCAAUCCUAUUUAUGCCAAAGAUGUCGACGUGUUGGUGCCAAACUUGGACCUAACCACUCAGGAACUUGUGUACACAGAUGAAGAAAUCAUUAAUCCAAUUUUUAAGAGUGAACACAAUUUUCAGACAGCAUACAGUGGAAUCAGCACCAAGAAGGUCAUUAUGGAGGAAAGAAACAUCUACUGUGGUGCCUACAAUGUCAUGGUGCUCAGUGACAUCAAAGAUAGCUACAGAGUGGUGCAUGCAGAUGGCAGCAGCUGGGUAGCUGUAGGGUCAAAGGACAGGAAAGUUCGAUUCAUUGACUCCGACACCGGUAAGGAGACAGGACCAUUGAUAACUGGUCAUGCAGGCUCCGUCACCUGCUGCUGCCUACUGUAUGACAGAAGCCUAGUUCUCAGCGGCAGUUAUGACACCAGUAUCAGAUGUUGGUCCAUCCGCACAGGAAAAUGCUUGAAGAUUCUCAGAGGCCACCAAAACACAGUCAAUUGUAUUACAGUGCUGGGCGACAUAGUUGCCUCCGGAUCAAUGGACAACAGCUGCAAGAUCUGGAGCCUAGAGACAGGAAAAUGCCAACAUACUUUCAGACAUCAGUCAUCAGUACUGAGUGUUGCACUGUCUGAAGACAUCUGCAUCUCGGGCACUGACACAGGAAAAGUCAAAGUAUGGCAGCUGGCGUCUGGUGAUUUAAUCAAAAUUUUAAAAGGUCAUCAUUCUUCUGUGACAAGCAUAAAAUUUGAUCGGUGGCAUAUCAUCACUGGAGGUAAAGAUGCCUAUGCUUUGGUCUGGAGCACUGUUGGUCAACAUUCUCGAUGCCUGAGAGCACUGAGACACCCAAAAGAAGUUCUUUGUUUAGAAUUUGCAUAUCUAAGAGUGAUCACAGGCUCGGCAGAUGGUCGAAUUAGAAUAUGGAACAUACUAACUGGCCAGUGCUGUCGUAUGAUGCGAGGAAACAGUCAAAGUGAUCCAGUACUGUCAAUUAAUGCAAAUGGAGAUAGAAUCACAGUGAAUACGUUGAGCAGUGUUCUAGUGAUGAACUUUGAGAAGGUGAAUUGGAACUACACCAUGGAGACUGACAACAUUGCACCUCUCACUAGCUGUGGAUCCUACAGCAAAUUUCCCUUGAGAACUCAGCCACAUUCCUAUGUGCGAGCACAACGAACGCACAAAGCUGGGGCUGCUAACAGUAAACUCAUUCACCACAGUUCUCAGUAUCAUGAACAUAAGGAAGGACAUAACCACGUACAACACCAGACCAAAGAUGAUAUGAUUUGUCACAGUGCAAAGAGUCUAAGUAGCAGGGGUCAUCAUGGAAAACUAGCACAAAGUAGCUGGAAAUCUGUGGAGACAUCGUCAACUUCAGCAGAUACAGCGUUCAGUACACUUUACGGCCAAGAAAGGUAUAAUCUUCUAGAUAUGAAAGAUCUCCAUUCUCAAUUUUUGCAUUCAAAAGGAAAGGCAAAAUCUAGAACAAAGUCUGCAAGAUCUCAAGCUCAUACUACAGUAACAACAAUACAGUCUUAUGAUGAUAAUGAGGACAAUGGCAAAACUAGAGAGAAUAUUCAUAUAAACAGGAGGAUAUCCUGGGCAUUUGAACAGCCGUUAAUUUCAACAGAUACCGACAUAUCUUUGUCUGACAUGAAAACAUUGCUCAGAUCACAGAUACGAAUGAAAGCACAAAGUAUUAUUCCUCCAGAUUUCAUAUACCUCACUGUUAGCACAAUGCAGAACUCUGGCAUCAAGUCAGCAUCUGGAUCCAAUACAAAAGUGAGGAGAUGUGACUGGGAAACAGGUUCUUCUGCUAAUAACAAACGCCCUAUGUCCUCACCGAGCUGUAUUGAUCUUAAGACAAAAGUCCCAGUGGACAAAAUUCAAAUGGAGAUAUUACAUCUUGAGAACCAGACUUCGGGUCCCAGCCCAGCUCCACCAGUCAACUUAAAAGACAUGCCUAAGUCUCCGCCUGCAGUGAGUAAAGACAGCUUCACCACAACUCUUACAGCCUACCCUGUGUGUACACCCCUGCAAGCAAGCAUCCAUCCUACAGUAGUGAAAACAACAAUUCCUCAAGGAUACAUCAUUCGUCCAGUAUCUGCAGUACCAAAAGCAUAUAAACAUCAAGAGCUCAUCUCCCAGUCAUCCCUACCACCAAGGCCACUAACGACUCCGCUAAAGUCAUCAAGCUCAAGGAACAUUCAGGCUGUCCCUGCCAAUGUUGCUGCAGUACUUCCCGGUGCCUUUUACUGCACACAGAGAUCCCAAUCCAAUUUAUCAUCAGCUGGUGAGGAAUACACUGAUGUGCCUCUGUUUACGAGCACAAAGGAAAUCAAAAAUAAAAUAGCCGAAAUAAAGUUAAAAAGGAAGAAUGAGCAGUUAUCUUUGGAAAGAAAUUCUGAAGGACAACCACUGGGGGAGGUUAGUGCAUUCAAUCAUCCUCUGAGGCUGCAUGCCAAAUUUCAACUGUACACUCACCAGGAGGAAGCAAACAUCUUGAAGCAGACACAGCUGUUGUAUGCCGAGAGAAAAAGGAAGGAGAAUGAAGAUCAAAUGAAGAAAAAAAAAGCAGCCUGGCUUGCCCUAGCAACAGGAAAGCAAUGA